Cucumis sativus (cucumber) is the source of this 2803-nucleotide messenger RNA. RefSeq names its product altered inheritance of mitochondria protein 32. The transcript has 8 exons. Bases 177 to 1238 code for a protein of 353 amino acids. The record is from RefSeq and is a predicted model, not a curated record. NCBI's taxonomy places the organism in Eukaryota, Viridiplantae, Streptophyta, Magnoliopsida, Cucurbitales, Cucurbitaceae.
ACUGUUACAUUUUUCAAACAACCUCACUAGUUGAUCCCUGCUAGAGCUUUUCAUGUAUGUGAUUGAGAAACUGCAGAACAAGAGAAAGACGAUCACCUAUCGCAGCUCACUACUCAACCAUUUCGACUCUAUUACUCUAUUCACAAACUUAACAUUUUCACUAUAAUUUUUUUAGAAUGUUAUUUUAUUCUUAUUUUUUCAUUUUCACCCGCAAAGGCGCGCAUUUAUUUGCCCGUACUCUCAACGGCCUUCGGCGUCAGGCGACACGGCGGCGCCUCCCAAAAGACGAAGCUAUGCGUUUAUGGCGUCCACAUCGUUCCCUCUCAUUUGCCGGAAAAACUCCACGUGAGUCUCUCUUGUUUUUCCGUUCGACCAAUCUCUCCUCUUCCCACCGAAUCCAGUCGCCAAUUUUGCUCCACUUCUCGGAAUCUCGCCGUUUCUCUACAUUUUCAAUUGCCGAUGACGAGAAGCAUGGUUUCAGUCGGCCGGAGAUGUAUCGGAGCAACCUUGCUGGAACGGUUUCUGCUUACGAGCGCCAUGUGUUCCUGUGUUAUCGAAGUCCUGAGGUCUGGCCGACCCGCGUUGAAGACUCGGACGCCGAUCUGCUGCCGAAGCUUCUAUCUUCUGCCAUCAAAGCUCAUAAAAAUGAGAUCUCUUUUAGGACAAAACUGACGAUAUGCGAAGCCGGGGAGGGAACGGAGUGUUCGGAUGGAGAUGUAUUGAUUUUUCCGGAAAUGGUCAAAUACAGGGGCUUGAAAGAUAAAGAUGUGGAGAUGUUUGUUGAGGAUGUGCUUUUGAAUGGUAAACUGUGGGACUCUGGAGUAUACGAUGUUUUGGCUGGCUCUUACAUUUUUGUAUGUGCACAUGGUAGUCGAGAUAAGAGAUGCGGUGUCUGUGGACCAGUUCUUGUUUCGAAACUUAAAGAGGAGAUCGAACUUAGAGGGCUGAAGGAUCAAACUUAUGUCUAUCCAUGUUCACACAUUGGUGGACACAAGUAUGCUGGAAACUUGAUUAUAUAUAGCCCAGAUUCAGAUGGGAGAAUCAUGGGGCAUUGGUAUGGCUAUGUUACUCCUGAUGAUGUGCCUGAAUUGCUGGACAAGCAUAUUGGAAAGGGAGAGAUAGUAGAAAGGCUUUGGAGGGGUCGAAUGGAGAGGACCUGUGAUGAGGAAGGUAAAAAAGAAGACGAAGAUAAACUUCCUAGCACUGAAAUUUAUAAGGAAACUACAAACAAGCCUUAAGAGGAUGGCAGACAAGCUCUCCCUCCUCAGAUCUGUGAUGACGACAAGCGACACCUAACAGAGUACUGCUGGAUUGCCGUUUUCUGAAACGAAGUUUACUGCCCUGUCGAGUUCUUCUGUUCAACCAAGAAGUUCGACAAUGAUGUUGUUAUACUCUGUGUUGGGAUCUAUACUGUAUUCAUGCAACAUCAUAUUGAAUAUCUUUAUCCACUCUUCAAUAAACCGCCAUGGCUACAAGCAGAUAACAAUGAGAGAAAUGUUUCUUGGUUGGGCAUAACUUCUGACAUCUCUAUCAUUUUGUCAAACGGUUUCAACUCUUUUCUUCCUUGUCCCUGGACUCUACAACCUGCCAUUCUCGCGAAGCUAUAUUAGCGAAGCUCGUACAAAUUCGUUAUCUGCAAAGCCAGUAUUGACUACAUAGCAUGUCAUGGAGAUAAAGUGCUUCUUGGAGAAUACUCAAAGCUCACCAAGAAGCAAGAAUUUUUAUUUUUCACCAUGGGAACAACACCAGGAUUUAUCGUGUUCAACAACAAAGCAGCCCAAGUAACCAGGGCUUUUUUUAAGCACGUCGAGGCGUUCUUCAGGUGAAGCAUUUUAUGUCAUAUUAAUCAGAGCUGUAGAAAUUGAAAUAUCCAACUCCAAACCUUUGCUGGUAACAAGUUCAUGGAUCCUCUUUCUUUCUAAGUUACAUGAAAUGCACGCGCCUGUAAUGCACCAAUCACUGUGAUCAGAUUGAAUUUGUUUUUCCUAUUGAUAGUUUCAUUGAAAAGAUUUAGUGCUGUCAUUGUGAGAACACAAUCAAUUAAGGAGCUCCAUUAAAUUACAUGUUUUGCCAGGAUUUAGUGAAACUAGUUAGAUGCAUGAUCACCAUUAUGCUCAUACCCAGUUAUCAUUGAAGUCCACAAAAUCACGUCUGGUUGAGCAAAUUUCAACAAACGUGGAGUGGCUCGUGCAUUAUUCCACUUGUCAAGUACAGUUUGAUCAACAGAGCCUCAACAACUGUGUCAAGGAGAGUGGUGUAUUCCCCAGCUUUGAGUGUUUGCCAUUGCAAUUGUGCCAAGAUUUUGCCAUCGCUUCAUUUCCCAAACAAUUUCAAGCUGCCACUCGCUUUUCAUGUGUGAGCUGCAUAACUAUCGAGCUUCAUUUACGCAUUGGCUGAUCAGGUUAGCGUGAUCCUUUCUGGCUCGAAAUUAUAAACUAUGAAGGAGCACAAUAUAGUUUGUUCGAAGCUUAAACAAGCUGCAAAGGGACACCAUCUAAAUUCUACAUGAAGAUAUAUGGAUUAAAAAUAUAAUGAAAUCUAGAGUACAGUGACCAAAAUUGUACUUUUAAGUGUAAAAAACCAUUGGGAUUGAAUUGAAGUUAGAUAUUGGUGGAGUAAUGUUUUGUUGGUAAUGUUCUGAUUUGAAGUUUUUCUGAGGAGCAAAGUCAUUAGUGAUGGGUGGUGAAAUUAUCUCAAAUUUGAUUGAAAAACAUUUGACUUUGAGCAUUAAGCAAAGCACAUGGAUUUGAUUAAGAGGUUUGAAUCUCUUAAUGAUAAUUUAAGAUGAGAAUCUUUUCUUGAA